AUGAAUUAUGAGAGCAGCCGCGUUGGCCACUCCUACAGAAAUGUCGGCAACGACCGACCGGUGGAAGUCACUUACGAUCACCACUUCGGUCUUCCACAGCACGUGCUGAGUGACAGCACCACCGUCCGAAGCGCCCACGGUCUUGCCCACCAACCAACCAAGCAGGUGCCCUCUGCACCUCUGACUUGCUCCCUGAAUGACGCGCGCAGAGGCAGUGCUGACAGCUUCGCUGCCAGCACUGUUACCUCAACAGCGCCGGGUGCAGUGUGGUCCGCGGUACCGUCCGCGUUGACUAGGAUGGUGGAUGAGGCCGUUGUCACAAUGGACCACGCCGUCCGCGUCCCGUCCGCCUUGCGCAGUGCUGGUCGCCGGACCAUGUUCGACGUUCUCGUCGACGUCGCAGCGAAACAGCGCAGGCGGGAGCAGUGGAAGACGAAGCUGCAUGAAUCAACAGAGGAGAAGAAUACUGCCGGUGAACCUAGUGCCACAUCCAGAGAUGCACAGAUGCAGGCUCCGCACCCGUUCAGCACAGCAGCGUCGUCGCUGGACGCAGCCUCCUCUGCUCGCGAAAUGACGUAUCAGGUGCUCUUUCCUCGAGCGGCAGCGGCUGCGACGGCAACGCGCCUGUCGUCAUCGACCACGACGGCCUCUGUUCCUGGCGUGGAGUCCGUACGAGUGCUUGGCAACGCUCACAGCGUUGCUGCCGCUCCUUCGUCUGAAGCUGCGGAGAUGACCUCGCUGAGCAAAGCGACAACCGCAGCAGCAGUAGCAGUGGUGCCCCCUUCCCCUAGCAGAACCAAGCACAUAUUCAUGUCUGCUUCGCCACUCUCAAACCCUCCGCCUUCGCCAUCUUCUCCGCUGCCGCUUGAGCGGGCGAAGCCGGACCGCCGCCUGCGCCAUCUUCUGCCAGCGCACUUGCGCGGCAGCCCGACUGCGUGGCAGAGAACCGAUGACAACUCACAGGGGCACACGCUGCAGACGGUGAGGAAGGACGGGACCGAUCGACCGCAGGCUCGUCAUGCAGACUAUCGCACUGGUGUGGCAGUGCUGGAUGCAUCGGAUAUCUCCAGCAUCAGCAGCUGCAGCGACGAUGAUACAGCGAGACCCAAUGCGCGGCAUCCACAACCUCAUCGAGGAGCGAGGCGGAGUGCGACCGGCUCCUCUGCAGCUGCGCCUACGUUGCACCCACAGGCGCCACCAGCGGCCACACGCCCGACAGUGUUUUCCAGGCUCAUCGACGGUGACACCGAGGAACUCGCGCGCCUCUCGUCCCGCCAUGAGGGAGGCGGACCACGACGACCAGAGCGACCUCCAGGAGUAACCGAGGCGCCAGAAAAGAAGUGGGCACUGCUGGAGCAGGCGCUCAUGGGAACGGCUGGGGCGGUGGCGUCGUCGCCGCGCGCAACUGGACCAAAGUGUUUCAGUGACCGCUGCCACCGCAGGCGUAGCGGACAUCAUCGUAUAGGUCGUACCACCACCAGUGGCAGCUCAGAGAGGAGUACAACGCACAGCAGGACUACUGACGCCUCUGCAUCAGACCUGGACAGCACGAGCAGCGGAGUGGAGAACUGUGGGCAGGGUGGUGGUGGCGUUGCCGACCUCCGCAACGACCUCGAUGACGAAGUACCACAGUGGGUGCGGCAGCACGAGGCCGCCCGUGAGCGCCUUGCCCAGCAGCAGCAGCAGCAGCAGCGCCGAUUCUCCUGGGCGUCACCCACGUUCAGCAAGGCACACAUGUCCUUCAUCGAGCGAGCAGCGGCAGCGGACAAGGCCCGGGCGCAAGCGGCGGCGACGGCGGCAGCACCGCAGGCGUUGGUCGGAAAGCCACGCUACUUCUGUCCUUCAUCGAUGGCGCCGCGCACGCCGAGUGCGGCAUCAUACGCGGCUGGCGGACUAGCGGGUUGGGGGACUUCUUGGUCGGCUGCUAGUGACGCGGUUCGAGGCAGGCAACACACCCGGAGCGCACUGACAGCAGCAGCGGCUGUGGCGGGUGCUCCGCAAUCUUUGCUUGCUGCUUGGAAGGACGGAAAGCGCCUGUUGAAGCAGCGCUCCACCAACGCGACAGCGGUGGCCGUGCUCGAGUACCUGUGCCAGCGCUUUCAGGCGUGGAAGCCGUGUGGGCUGCGGCUUCUGCGCAGCGGCAUCUGCUUCAGUGAAGCGGCAGCACCGCCGAUGGGGUCGCCCCUGUCGUGUGACGAGCACGAGAGGGACCCCGGCCGCCUUCUGGUGAACCCAGCGUGGGAUGAUGCUGUGAGAAACACUGACGGGCCUAUCGAAGACAUAUCGGGCACCAGCAGCGAUGAUGGCGGACGUCACACAUCUGCCGUGACAAGAAAAACAGCACGGAAACCGCGAAGAUUCAGCACGGUGGCACUACCAUCAGGCCUACCGCCACAGGGACGCUCAGGAAGCCCCAUCGGAGGUGUUACCGACUCACCGCACGAGGCAAGCGCACAGAGCAGAGAUCAAGGGAAGGCAAGCGAAUCCGCUGCUGCCGAGCUGGGCAGCGGCGGUGACGAAGGUGUGGAACUGCAGAUGAAGGUGCACUACAUGGAGUCCGCCUUCAACAUCGUGGCCGUGCAUGGUGAGCUUACGUAUGCGAGCGAGAGCGCCUGCGCACGGUUGGGGCUUGUUUAUCCCCUCCUUUCCUCCUCCCCCCGCCUGUCAUCAGGUGUCAGUGGUCGAGAAGACGCUGCGACAACGCCAACGGCGCAACAGCGACGGUGGACGUUUCUGGUUCCGGAGCCAGCACUCAUGCAUGUGCCAGUGCUGCUGCAGGAGCACCUCUACCUCGCCCCGCCCUAUACCGUCUUUCGGGAGAUGCAGACUGUCCUCUCUGGUUACAACUUCACAACAGACACGCUGCUGCGACAACACGUGGCGGAAGAGGAAGCCGCUCAGGAAGAGCGGCAGCGACGGCGUGCGCUCGAUAUAGCCAACGUAGCCAGUAUGGCAGCACCAACGAGGAACGCAGCAACGAGGGCCGCUGCAGUAGCGGACCGCACCGCGGUCGGUACCGGGUCAGCGUGGCACAUGUUUGAUAACGGCUACGAGGAAUCUGGUGAUCGUCAACGCGGGGCCAGGCCAACCCGCAGCGCGUCGCGGUGCAACGAUGCUGCCUCAAGCGUGCCGCCCCGCUGGUGGGCAGCACUUGAGGAGAACAGCGGAACUCCCGUCCACAAAGCCGCCCCGACCCACGCACGGACACCGACUUACCCUGCAGGCGCGCCCGUGGCGAGCUACUCCCCAACAUCCAUGCACCACGAGCUCGGUGGCCCGCCGCUGGAGUCCCCUCAACGGCCGCAGCGGCCCGUAGCGGACGAGGAGGACGCCCGUCUGCGAACCCACGCAGCCGACGGCGUGGAGACCCACACCUCAGCCACCGUGAGGCAGUGCGGCAGCGGUUGUGUCGGAGCGUCUCCAGAGCCGCGCCAACCCGCCCCUCACUGCCCACCAUCACUACCGCCGCUGCGUGAUGCUGGGUAUGGAUGCGACCCCGCCAACACUGAGACACGAUGGCGACAAGGCAUUCCACCAGGACAGCCAUCGUUGUCCCCGUCCUGCGUGCGCCCGAGCACUGCCAGCGUCAACUCAAUUGCCGUCGACGGGUUUUACGACCCACUCACGAUGCCUGCAUUGCCGACAACAGGUGCUGAGCGGGGGAUAAUGCCGUCUUGGGGCGCCAAUGAAAGGUGGGGCAACAGUGGCGGCGGCGACGGCGACACGAGAGGCACGGCCUCCACCACCACAGACGUGACGAUGGUGCUCACCAGGGAAUCAGAGUACGGCGCUGAGCGCGGCAUUGUGCCAGUGGUUGGGCUAGAGCAUGGGCUCGCUGAAGGACCUCGGGAAUUGCCGAUCCCACCUCAGAUGAUCGUGCGUCCGAGCAGCAGUUUUAGCUCACCCAGGGCAGUUGAGGCAUCGGCCGCUGUCUCUGGGGGUGCUCUCGGUGAUGAUACUCGGGCCCGCGGUGGCAACGCACUUGCCAGUGGGGUCGCUACCGUGACGACAGCAGCCAUCGCGGUGACCCCGCGGAUGGACAAGCGCAUUGGGGACGGCUUUCCGCGCGGCCCGACAGCGGACUGGGAUAUUCCUGUCGAGGUUCUCUUCGCGCUGAGUGGCGGAUUCCAUCAAUGGCGAAAACGAUCGGAACGGCCCUUGCAGCACACGCAGCAGCACUGCGAUGCCGAUGCUGACAGCAUAAGCGAGAACGAUGACAAGGAUGGGGCUUGCAUGGCGCAACGAAGCCCCACUGGUGUCCGUAACAUGGCUACCACCUCUGCACGCUUCACUCAAGAGCCAGUGCACGCGCGCAAGCGGCACCGACCUGGGACCCAGACGAGUGAUGACGCUUUUACAAUUACCAUGCUUGGCAAGACGUGCAGGGAGUUGGACAGUGCCACUGCAUCGCAGCUAGCCUUGCAGAAUAUCCCGCGGAGCACAACCUUCUCGUUUCCGACUCCGCAUUCACAGUCCUCCCCCGCUGCGUCUUCGGUCGCCUCAUCGACAGCGCCGUCAUCCAGCUCCCUCUCUUCCUUCUCAGAGCCAGAGGACGGGCACGACGACGGUGUGAAAGACGGCAGCACUGCCUAUGCGACCUGUGCACCGCGCUGGAAGGUGAGAGCGAGGGGGGUAGUGCGCAGGACGCGUCACGGUGCUCGUUGCAGUAGACUCGACGAAGUCCUCGCCACACGCCAACAGCAGCAGCAGCAGCAGCAGCAGCAGCAAGAGCGGUGGAUGCGCGAGCUGUGGGGCUCCGGAAAGCAGCACGACGCGCCCUCUGUCCUUCUUUCUGCGUCUUCUACUACCUCCGCACGGACUUCUGCACCGGCCGGCCUCUCUCAAUGCAGCGCGCAUCAGCGGCCGACAUCCCAGUCACAGAGGCGAUCCAUGGCGGGCCCAUCAAAACCGCUCUCCUCGGUUGUUGACGCGUCGGUAUCGGCGCCGAGUGUCGGGCGCGUUCCUGCCAGAACGAUGCCAAUAACAAGGGGGACGGGCGGCAACGGCAGUACGAGCUCUGCGCAACUCGCUUCGCCACUCCCAGAUGACGAUAGCGCCGUCAUGGUGCCUCACAUUAGCGCUUCGACGAGCCUCAGCGCGCUUGAGGCGAGCACCGCCACAGCAGGUGUUUUCGCUCUGGAAGACGUUUACUUGAGCGACUCUGUUUGA
Leishmania braziliensis MHOM/BR/75/M2904 is the source of this 5169-nucleotide messenger RNA. RefSeq lists its product as hypothetical. NCBI's taxonomy places the organism in Eukaryota, Euglenozoa, Kinetoplastea, Trypanosomatida, Trypanosomatidae. The transcript has a single exon. The coding region runs from base 1 to 5169 and encodes 1722 amino acids. The record is from RefSeq and is a predicted model, not a curated record.